AUGAAUAAUAGAAAUAAAAAAAUUAUUAAAUAUAUAAAAGAGAAUGAAUACAAUAAUUUUCAUUUUAGAACUCACAAUCGGAAUAAAUUUGAUAUUUUGGAAAAUUUUGGAUUUUUUUCAAUCUCUCUAAAUAUCAUUAUUAGAAUAAGAAAUAAGAAAUUAAAUAAAGUAAAAUUAUUAUCUUCGAGUAGUGAAUUUAUUAAUAAUUAUUAAGUUGAAUAUAUUGAAUUAUAUGGAUUAAGUUUAUUGUUACUUAUGAAAUAUUUAUUUGAAGGUUUUCGCUUUAAUUCAUUUUUACUUAUAAUAACUUAUUUUAGUGUUUUUUAUGAAAAGGUUUAUAAUAUAAUAUAUUUUAGGUCUUUAAAUUCAAUAGUUAUUUAUCUUAUAUAUCAGUAAUUGUUACAUUUUUAUAUUUAUGGUCAUAGUUUAAUUAAAAACAUUUUUCAUUACCAAAGCCAACAGGAUAAUUUAGAACUUGUUAUAAAUAAAUAUAAAUAAAGGAUAAAUAUUCAACUAGUGUUUCAGUUUAUUACCCAUGCCUUAAUUAGAAUUAGAAUGAUAUUGAUUAUAAAUGGCUUCCAGAUGUAAAAUAUUCCAAAUAGAUAUAUGAAAGAAUGUAAUUAUAAUUUAAAUGGGUUCCUUAUUAAUUGAUAUUUGAUUUUGGUUUAAGCUUUCUCAAGUAAAUUUAAAAUAUGAUAAUUAGUUAUAUAACUUUUAAAGCAAGUAUAGAAUAACCUAUAAUGAAUAAAAACCUUGACGUAGUUAUUGUUAGUCAUGGAUUCACUUAACAUAGAAAUGCUUAUACAUUUUUGUGUUAAGAAUUAGCAAGUGAAGGUUAUGUUGUAUUUUCAUUAUAACAUACAGAAAUGGUUUAUCCAUGGGAUUUGAAAUAAACUAAAAUCUUAAAUUCUGGCAAUAAACCAGAAGUUAUGGAAAAAUAUUAAAAUUUACGAGCAACACAUUUAAAUUGGAGAUGUGAAUAAGUUAUGAAUCUGAUUUAAUAGAUAAAAUUUGGAUAAAUUAAUGACAUUUUUGAUAAUUUUAAUCCCUUAAGUAUUAAUUUAAUUGGACAUUCUUUUGGUGGAGCUACUGUUUUGAAAGUUGCAUAAAAUAUUUAAAUAGAUAGUGUAAUCUCUUUUGAUCCAUGGUUAUUUCCAUUCAAUAAAGAUGAUUUCUUAAAAUAAGUUAAAGGAAGAACAUUAAUAUUAAGCAAAGAUAUUAAUAGAAAAUUUUAAUAAGUAUUUGAACCAAAAUUAUUAAUGGAUUUUCUUAAAAAUAAUAAUGUUGAUCAUUAUCGUAUAAAAGGAUUAGAUCAUGCCUAUCCAAAUGAUUUAACAUUUUUAUUCCCCAUUGAAAUGGCUGUAUUUGGAGAACUUAGAACUACUACCAAAGUUUAUCAAAUAAACAAAAUUUUAAUUUCAAUUACAAAAAAGUAUAUUAAAUCAUAAUCCUUCAACAACGAAGAAAUCAAUUAAUUUUGUUGA
Paramecium sonneborni is the source of this 1484-nucleotide messenger RNA. The record is from the annotation of a GenBank genome assembly. NCBI's taxonomy places the organism in Eukaryota, Ciliophora, Oligohymenophorea, Peniculida, Parameciidae.